AUGAGAAAACUGCUCUCUUCUCUCCGUCUCGCACUCUUGUUCUCUACACUGGAGUCUCGAGCUCGAAGCCCUUCCUCCCACCACCUGGCAGCGCCGCCGAAGCCUUAUUCCCAGCGAGCAUCGACCCAGCCGCGCUCUUCCCAGCAGCACCGACCCAGCAAUGCUCUUCCCAGCAGCGCUCUUCCCAGCGAGUACCGACCCAGCAGCGUCGAAGCCUUCUUCCUAGUGACAGCGAGCACGGACCCAGCAGCGUUCUUCCCAGUAGCGCCGAAGAGAGGCUUUGCCACUCACCCUAGAAGCAUUGCAGAGAGGGUACGAAGAGCACGAAUUAGCGAAAGAAUCAAGAAAUUGCAAGGCCUUCUCCCGAAAUCUGACAAGUUCAUCCUGAAAGUUGAAAUCCUAUGCGGUAUGUAUCGAGAUAUAGGAUGCAUCCAGAGAUAUGCAAAUCCUCUUCACUGCAUUUUGAUGACAAUAAAGCAUAAAAUAGGAGCUAAUAAUGUAUAUUUGAUGGAUUGCUGUUGGUUGUUGACUUGUUUAUUUCAUUGUUGAUGUCUUGCUGGUUGUUCUGUUGAAUUACUAAAACUGCUUUU
Molecule: messenger RNA, 590 nt
Organism: Arachis duranensis
Lineage: Eukaryota; Viridiplantae; Streptophyta; Magnoliopsida; Fabales; Fabaceae
Exons: 5
Coding region: 1-549 (182 amino acids)
Biological process (GO): regulation of transcription by RNA polymerase II
Cellular component (GO): nucleus
Molecular function (GO): RNA polymerase II cis-regulatory region sequence-specific DNA binding; DNA-binding transcription factor activity, RNA polymerase II-specific; protein dimerization activity
Source: RefSeq, a predicted model, not a curated record